AUGGCGGACAUAACUUCUGGAUUAAUUUGGGAGGAGGAAAAAAAGAAGUAUAAAGCUCUGAAUGUAAAGAUGGCUGAAUUACUGGAGGCAGCGCAUCAAAAGCAUGACAUGGAGAGAAAAUUAGGUCACAAACCACCAGAUAGUGUUAAUUUGGACAGUAAAACAGAGGUGAACUUUUAUGAGAUGAAAAUGAUCCGGCCAAACAACAAUAAAAUUCGAAGAUCUUUCCAGCAUGGGGUGUGGAUCCAGUAUAAAACCUCACCUCAUCAACUUCAGGUCCAUGCCAAGAUCAAUAAGCUACAGUUAGAUAAUCAAACAAACAGUUGUGUGUUUCCUACAGUGCUAGCGUCAGUUCCUCCUCCAAAGUCUGUUGCCUCAGAGAGCGUUCCUAAGCCUUUUGCUGAAGUCAGCAUCCUAGCAAUAAAGCACGAACAUAGCAAUAUGUUACAGUUCAAAUAUAUCAAGGUUUUGGUCCAAGAAAUGUCCUUAAAAGUAGACAUCGGGUUCCUAUUGAAUAUGCAUGAAUUUUAUAAAUCACAUAAAAAGGUUUCAAAAGAUAGAGAGAAAAUAAUGAUGCAAGCUGACUUGAAGACUGUGCAAACAGAGUUAUUGGAGGAGACUGGACUCUCUCUUGCCAAAGAGGAUACAAAUUUCUUUGACUAUCUUCAUUUGUCACCUUUAAAGAUCUGCGUGAGUUUCUCCCUUCAGGGGGAACGUGAGAAUAUCCAUCUCCAUGAUGACAUUAUAAAUAUUGCCUUGAAUAGUGUAGGAAUGGUCACAGAUUUUCAGGAUCUCAUAUUCAAGCUGAGUUUCAUAGAGAAGAAAAACUGUUUCAUUAACCGAUCACAGAUGAUUUCACUCUUGAAGUGCCAUUACGUUAAACAGGCCCUGAAGCAGAUUCUCGUUAUGGUUUUUGGACUGGAUGUCCUUGGUAAUCCCUUAGGAUUUUUACGUGGAAUGGCAGAUGGAAUAGAAGAUUUGUUUUAUGAACCUUAUCAGGGGGCAAUUCAAGGUCCUGAAGAGUUUGCAGAGGGUCUUUUAAUUGGGGUGAAAAGUCUGUUGGGUCACACCGUAGGUGGCGCUGCUGGUGGAGUAUCUCGAAUUACUGGUUCUAUUGGCAAAGGAUUAGCUACUCUCACAUUUGAUGAUGAGUAUCAGAAAAAACGUCGGGAGGCACUAAACAAAAAACCGGCCAACAUUGGAGAAGGACUCGCACGGGGAGGAAAAGGUAUAGUAAUGGGAUUUGUUGACGGAGCUACAGGAAUUGUUCGUCAGCCAAUACAGGGCGCAAAAAAGGAAGGUGUUGAAGGUUUUUUCAAAGGGAUCGGUAAAGGCUUGGUUGGCGUAGUAACCAGACCGACCAGUGGGGUGGUAGAUUUUGCCAGCAGUUCAUUUGAAGGAAUCAAGAGAAUUGCAGACUUGUCAGAUGAAGUAGGAAGGCUACGUCCUCCAAGACUAUUUUACUCUGACAAAAUAAUUCGUCCGUACAACCGAGUAGAGGCGUUCGGAAAUGCCAUUUUACAGGAAACAGAAAAGGGAAAACGAGUCAUUUGUGCUGAAAAAGGUGACAUACUUGGGCACUGGGAUGACGACUGGUCACACACUUAUGGUGAUUUGAAAGAAAAACCAACACGAUCCGCUAAAGGGGUUUUGAUCUUGCCUAAGGAUGCUAAGAAGAAGUUUCCUCUCAAAAUUGGGAGUUCAUCUAAAAAAAUUGAAAUACCUAUCUCCGAUUCCAACGAAGCAGAGUGGCUUGUGGGGAAGAUAUCAGAAGCAAUGGAGAAGUAUUUAAACCAAUGA
Molecule: messenger RNA, 1800 nt
Organism: Magallana angulata
Lineage: Eukaryota; Metazoa; Mollusca; Bivalvia; Ostreida; Ostreidae
Product: intermembrane lipid transfer protein Vps13-like
Exons: 18
Coding region: 1-1800 (599 amino acids)
Biological process (GO): protein targeting to vacuole; protein retention in Golgi apparatus
Cellular component (GO): extrinsic component of membrane
Source: RefSeq, a predicted model, not a curated record